Messenger RNA from Salvia miltiorrhiza (redroot sage), 444 nucleotides. RefSeq lists its product as uncharacterized. NCBI's taxonomy places the organism in Eukaryota, Viridiplantae, Streptophyta, Magnoliopsida, Lamiales, Lamiaceae. Bases 1 to 444 code for a protein of 147 amino acids. The record is from RefSeq and is a predicted model, not a curated record. The transcript has a single exon.
AUGGCAACAGCAAAGAUGAUCGGAAGCCAGAGCAUGGGAGCAGAGAUUUACCGCGGCGCAAGCUGCGGCGAGAAGCUCGACAAAAUGUUGGACGAGUUCUCGGUGCCGCGGUGCCUCUUCUUCGGGCUGGGCGAGGUCGAGGAGUUCGGGUUCAACCGGGGCACCGGGUUCUACUGGCUCAAGCAGAAGAAGAAAACGGAGCGCAAAGUGGAUAAGGUCGGGACCUCUUACUUCGACACGCAACUGGCCGGUUUCAUCGAGCCCCGUCGCGUGUCGAAGAUCAUGGGAGUGAAGGGGAAGGAGCUCUUCCUCUCACUCCCGGUCGCCGAGAUGCACGUGGGAGUCCCAACCAGUGAUAAGGUUAAGUUUGUCAGUAGCACCGGUAUUUACCGCGUCCACGCCAUUGCUGCAUUUGAACCUACGGUCAAAAACAGCAGUAAAUAG